AUGGUUGCAAUGGAACGCAAAAUAGCGAUGUUGAUUCGGGAGAUGGAUAUAUAUAAACUCAUGAACUAUGUAGAGCAAGUAAAAAGUGAGAAGAUAAAGGUGAAGAAUAGGGAGUUUAAGAGGCCAAGGAUCGAUGAUAGUGAAUUCUCUCAUGGUAAGUUCGUAAGUGAUGGACGUCCUUGUUUUUACCAAAAGUACUCUGGCCAAGUGUCUUCUAAUGCUACUACUCCAAGGUUUGAAAAAGAUAGGGUGCACAAUACUAAACCUCAAGGAGGUGUUCCUAUGGUCCAAGCUACUCCUGCAUGCAAGAAGUGUGGUAGGAACCACAAGGGAGAAUGUUUAGUCGGAUCGAAUGUGUGUUACCAGUGUGGUAAGAUGGGUCAUAAUUCUAAGGAAUGCAAGGUCAAAUAUGGUCAUUCUCAAGGGCAAGUUGCUCAAGGUGGCCAUGGGAAACCAAAGGGUAGUCAAUGCAAUAAUAGGUUCUAUGCCCUCCAUGGUAGGCAAGAGGUGGAAGAGACUCUUGAUGUUAUUUCUAGUAUGUUACAGGUCUUUCACUAUGAAGUUUAUACUUUGCUUGAUCCGGGUGAAAAUUUAUCUUUUGUUUCCCCUUAUGUGGUCAAGAGGUUUGAUGUUAGUCUCGAGAUAUUAUUAGAGCCUUUCUCCAUUUGUACUUCUGUAGAGGAUGUCAAGGCCAAGCAAUACCAAGAUCCAAUGUUAGUUGCCAAAAAAUCCAUUGAGGCUUUAUCCCAAGGGGGAGCUGAUGUGCUACAUUAG
Messenger RNA from Solanum dulcamara, 774 nucleotides. RefSeq lists its product as uncharacterized. NCBI's taxonomy places the organism in Eukaryota, Viridiplantae, Streptophyta, Magnoliopsida, Solanales, Solanaceae. Gene Ontology annotation, molecular function: zinc ion binding; nucleic acid binding. The record is from RefSeq and is a predicted model, not a curated record. The transcript has 2 exons. Bases 1 to 774 code for a protein of 257 amino acids.